Daktulosphaira vitifoliae (grape phylloxera) is the source of this 9298-nucleotide messenger RNA. It is a transcript of the gene faf, whose product is annotated as probable ubiquitin carboxyl-terminal hydrolase FAF-X. Gene Ontology annotation, biological process: cell migration; protein deubiquitination. Lineage: Eukaryota; Metazoa; Arthropoda; Insecta; Hemiptera; Phylloxeridae. The transcript has 43 exons. The record is from RefSeq and is a predicted model, not a curated record. The coding region runs from base 496 to 8241 and encodes 2581 amino acids. Gene Ontology annotation, cellular component: nucleus; cytosol. Gene Ontology annotation, molecular function: cysteine-type deubiquitinase activity; cysteine-type endopeptidase activity.
UCAUCAACUAUGUCUAUCAGUAUUUUCCUCACUCUCUUUCACCCUCUUAUUCUGUCUCACUCCCUCACUAUGCGUGAUACAAUUUUUAUUUUUUAUCGAAAUUUGUUCACAAAAUUUAAUUGCAUUAAUCUAUUAAUGAUUAAUUUAUUUAAAAACGAGUAACAUUUUUAAUUUCUAUACUUUUUUAAAUACUAUUUUAUUACUGAACUGUCUAUAUGGACAUUUUACUGGACAUUAAUUUAUUAUUAUUUUAAUGCAAUAGUAUAGAAGUAUAUUUUAAAUAUAACAAUCAUUUUUGUCGCAUUGGAGUUUGCUAAAUACUCUUUAAUGUUGCAUAAAAGAUAGUAUUUUAUAUAUAAUUAUUGUAGUUGAAUUGUCAUUAUAAUUCCGUGGAUAUAAUUAAUCAAUAAGAACAAUUUAUCAAAACACGUAAAAGGACCGGCAGUGCUUGUGAAUGUACAGUCGCCUAACUCGUGCAAUUAUUUUACCAUCCCGAUGACUAUUGUGACUCGUGGACAAACAGUCGGAUUAGAUUCGACUGAUAGUCAAACUAAUGUUCCAAAUGUUCCACAACAAACUCAAAUACACAAUGUACUGUCUAACAUUAAUGUUUUGCCACCUCAUACAGUUGAGACACACCAAGUUCAAGAACAAUCAUCAAAUGAAAUAAAUGAUUCUAAUACAAGUAUUACUGAACGUGAAGAUGAAAAUUUAGAAAAUGAAGAUGAUGCAGAGGAAGAACUUGUUUUUCCAUCUACAAAAUUGACUAACCUAGAGGAAAAAAUUCACAGUCAACGAUGGAUUGUUCCUGUGUUACCUGACCAAGAGUUAUUAACUCUUCUAAAUAUAUCAAUUGAGUUUAGUAAAAGAAGAUUAGAUACCAAUCAUGAAGAAUGUCAAAAGUUUUUUCGUGAUGCUAUGGUACUAUCUUUUACAAGAAUAUUAACUGAUGAUGCUGUUAACAGCUGGAAGUCAAAUAUCCAACAAUGUAUAAUGAAUAAUUGUAUAAAACUUGUAGAACUUUUAGUAUUAAAACUUGACGAUGAUAAUUUUCCAUUUGUUGAUAUUCUAGGAAUGUUAUUUAAUCCAAUUAACAAGUUUCAUUUAUUUAACUGUGGCAGACAUUCAGAGUAUUCUACUGCAGAAAUACCUUCAAAUGAUUUAUUUGCCAGAACUCCACCAGAUUCUAGGGCUCCUAGAGGAUGGCUUGUAGAUUUAUUAAAUAAGUUUGGAAUUUUAGGAGGGUUUCAAAAGUUAGUUAAUCGGUUUGAAUGCCACGAAACUCUAUCAAUACCUAUUAUUUCUGGUUUAAUAAAACCAUUUGGAAGCUGUUCAGAACUUUUAACUGAAAAUACAAUUUUAAAAUACCUAAUGCCAAUAGUGGAACAAAUACCAAGCAUUUUGGAUGUGUUAACUGAUGAUGAAUUAAAAAAGGAAACAAAAAAUGAGGGAAAAAAUGAUGCCAUAUCCACUAUUAUCAAAGCUUGUAAACAAUUAGCUACCAAAGUACCCAAACAGGAUAAUUUGAUUAAACAAUUAGAAAUAUUUAGACUGAAAAUGAUACUUCGUUUAUUACAAAUUUCUUCAUUUAAUGGUAAAAUGAAUGCUUUAAAUGAAGUAAACAAAGUAAUUACUAAUGUGACAUAUACACCACAUAGACACGUAGAUCAUGAUGAAGAAUAUCUUACUCCCGAAAGAAUGGCUAAAUGGAUUAAAGAAAAUAAUGUACUAGAAAUUGUUCUACGGGAUUCGCUUCAUCAACCUCAAUAUGUUGAAAAAUUAGAAAAAAUUAUACGAUUUGUUAUUAAAGAGCAAGCAUUAUCUUUGAGUGAUUUAGAUGCAAUAUGGGCUGCCCAGGCUGGUAAACAUGAUGCAAUUGUCAAAAAUGUCCAUGAUUUAUUGGCAAAAUUAGCUUGGGAUUUUUCUCCUGAACAGUUGGACCAUCUAUUUGAAUGUUUUCAUGCUAAUUGGACCAAUGCUAAUAAAAAGCAAAGAGAGAAGUUAUUAGAAUUAAUCAGACGAUUAGCAGAAGAUGAUAAAGAUGGAGUAAUGGCUCACAAAGUGUUAAUGUUGUUUUGGAACUUAGCACAUGGAGAAGAUGUAUCUACUGAAAUAAUUGAUCAAGCCUUGUCUGCACAUGUCAAAAUAUUAGAUUAUAGCUGUUCUCAAGAUCGUGAUGCUCAAAAAACGGCAUGGCUUGACAAAUGUGUUGAUGAAUUAAAAAGUAAUAGUUCGUGGGUUCUUCCAGUAUUAAAGCAUAUGAGAGAUAUUUGUAUGUUGUAUGAUACAACUCCAGUUGGUGCUCACCAAACUCAUACUCAUACUUUGUAUCGACAAGAAAUUAUCACAAGACUUCAGACUCAACAUACUAUUGUUUCAUUAGUUGCAGACAAUUUGUCUAAAUAUAUGGAUGAUGUAAGGAUAGUUGCUCAAGACAGUAUUAAUUUGGAUCCAGCCAAAUAUUAUCCUGAUGGACGGUACUGUCAUUUACAACAAGUACAAGAGAGACUACAUUUCUUAAAAUUUUGCUUAAAGGAUGGUAACUUGUGGUUGUGUGCUGAACAAGCUCAUCAAGUAUGGGUAUCAUUAGCAGAAAAAGCUGUAUUUCUAGCUGAUAGGGAAGCAUGUUUUCGUUGGUUUUCUAAACUGAUGGGCGAAGAACCUGACAUUGAUCCUUCAAUUAAUACUAAAUUUUUUGUAAAUAAUCUUUUGCAACUAGAUCCAACUCUACUUACUGAAAAUGGAAUUAAAUGUUUGGAACGAUUUUUCAAAGCUGUUAAUGUAAAGGAAGGAAAAUUACUUAAAAAGAGACGUAUUUAUCAAAUGGAAAAUAUUGAUUUAAUUGGAGUAGAUUAUCUUUGGAAAGUAGUGACAAACUGUAAUGAAGAAAUUGCAUCCCAUGCAAUUGAUUUACUUAAGGAAGUCAAUACAAAUUUAGCCCCAAAGCUCCAAGCAAACCCAUUAGAAUUUCAUCAAACUUUUGUAGCUGAAUGUUUAGAAAGAUUAAGAGCUCAUUUUGACACUGUUAGUAUUCUUUCCAAAGCAUCAAUGACAAAAGAUGAUAUUAGGGAAAGAAAUAAAGAAGCUACUAAAAUGAUCAGGGUUAUGAAAGUUCUCUAUGAAUAUUUAAGUGAAUGUGAUACUUCUUUUGGGGGAGACCGUUCUUUAUUACCUUUACAUCGUGCUUGUCGAGGUAAACAUAUUACUGUGAUUGUUCGUUUAACAAAUGCUAACAGAUCACUUGUAGAUGAUCAUGAAAUAAGCAUGCACAGCAAUGAUAAUAUAUCAUGUGUCAGAAGACAGCUCUUAAAAAGACUAAGAAGUACUGAAACAAUUACAGCAAUAUCUGGUGUGCUACAUAUUAAACUGGAUAUUUUCCCUGGAAGUAGUAUGGACCUUACCAACACACUUGAUGACAACAAACUACUUGGAGAGCUUCCAUUUCGUGACAAAUUGUUUUUAAAUGCAAGACUCAUGACUGCUAGUACUAAUUUAACUAGUUCACCUGAUAGUAGUUCAGAUAGCUCUAUUACUAAUAAUCAACCUCUUUAUGACUAUAGUUUGAGUAUGGAAGCAGAAAGUUAUUUGCCUACUGUGAUAAUCUCUGAAAACCCAAAGUAUGUUCAUUUUUUCCUUCAAGUUUCUGACAGGGGCAUUGAAAUUGAAAAUCAACAACUUAGAGAGGCUGCCAGAUGUAUAUUAAAGCUAAUACCACCUGCAGAAUCUACUGUAAAAAAAAUUAAAUCUUUUUUUUCAAACCAUACUAAAUCUACUAUUGAAAAUUCAAAUGUAUCAGUUGAUAAUAUUUAUCUUUCCAAUUCACCAUCACAAAAUCUUUAUAAUUUGGAAGUAUUAUAUUCAAUGCUGUUGCCUUCUAUUGAUCCAAUGUCAGAUAAAACUUUAGAAUUUCAAACUAAUUUUAUUACCAGCGAUCAUGCUUCCCAAAUUAUUCAUUUAUUAACAUCAAACAAAUGUAAUAUAGCUAAAGACCAAAGUACCAAAAGAUCAAUUAACUUGGUUAUUCUAAAGAUUAGUAGACUUAUUUUAUGUGUAAUGGGACAAGUUAUCACACAACUUUAUCAAUCUCCAGGAUUGAUUAUAAAUUCUUCAGACUCUGAUGAAUGUUUAUACAAAGGUAUUGAAGUUCUUGAUCAAAGUGAAGAAUCAUUAACUCUUAUGAAAGAAGCAUUCAACCUUGUACCCAAUCCAAAUGUUGAGUACAUGUUACGUAGUGUUACCUUAAAAUUAGCGCGUAGAUACAUUGAUAGAAUAGCUAUUGGUUGCGAGUCUCUAGAAACAUUGCAGUUGGCUAUCAAUAAAUCUUUGUUAAAAUUUAUUCCUACAUUGGAUAUGAUUUGGAAUAUUAUUAAGUUAUCUUGGUUAAUGUCCGGUGUUCAACAGAAAAAUUGUGGUGAUCCUUUAAACAACGACCAUCAUUUAAAUGGAAAACUUUUAGAAAUGGAAGAUGUGUGGGUGUGUAAAGAAGCAUUAGAAGUUCUUACAUUAUGCCUGUUUUUAAAACCUGAAUAUUUUAAUGAACUAGUAGAUGAAAUUGAAUGGAAAACUUUUUAUAUUGAUUUAAUACUUUUAACCAAUAAUAGGCAAAUCCGGUGUUCAGCAGCUGAACAGUUUUUAUUAAUAGUUAAAUUUAGUAGUAAUACUAGGCCUUUAAUAUCAACUAUUUCUCUAAUGUUCUCUGUUCUAAAUAACACAGUAUUAAAAUUUGCUCAAAAUUCUUAUGAAUAUUUCCAUGUUUUAACAUAUCUAUUAAAUUAUGCUAGUCAUGAAAGAAUUUUAGUGCCAGAUUUUGAAGAGAUAUUAAAUAAUGAAAUUAAAUGGUUGAAAGAUUUAAGAGAUAAAAUAAAAAUUGAAGAAGAUGAUAGUGGUGUUGAUGAAGUUAUUCUUGAAGGUCACUUAAAUAUUACAAAAGAGCUAGUUCAAAUGAUUAGCAUAGAAAUACGUGAAGAAAUUGGUUCUGAUGUGAUGAAUGGUACCAUGCUAAUAAAAGAAUUACUUGAAGACUUUAUUUUUCCAGCUUCUAAAUUAAUGGAAGAUAUGACUAAGCAACAAACUAUUGAUUUUGAUGACAUUGAGGUUACACCAGUGUGUAAAUCUCCAAAUUCCACAAAUGCAGCUUUUGAUCUUAUUAUUUCAUUAUGUGUUGGCUGUGUUAAAAAUUUAAAAUUAACUGUUGAUAUUCUAAAUCAAUAUUUUUAUUCAGAACAUGAAGAACCGUUAAUUGAGUGGGAUUAUUUACCAAUGAUGGGUGCUAGGACUGCUCGUGGUUUUGUUGGUUUAAAAAAUGCUGGCGCUACAUGUUAUAUGAAUUCUGUGCUACAACAGUUAUAUAUGGUACAUCCAAUAAGAUUAGGUAUUUUGUCAGCUCAUGGUGCAGCUAUUGAUUCUAAUGAAGAAUAUAAUGCAGAUGACAGAAACGAUAAUGAUUCUCAAUUGGAUAUUGUAGAAGAUCGCAAUAAAUUUGAGGUGUCCCGCAAAGAAUACAAUGUUGGGAUAUUAAAACAAGUUCAGGCUAUAUUUGGCCAUUUGGCAUUUAGUAAAGUCCAAUAUUAUAUUCCUAGAGGUUUGUGGAAGCAUUUUAAACUACAAGGUGAACCAGUUAAUUUACGAGAACAGCAAGAUGCAGUAGAAUUCUUUAUGAGUCUUGUAGAAAGUUUAGAUGAAGCACUCAAAGCUUUAUCUCAGGAUCAAAUAAUGAGUAAAAUUUUAGGUGGCUCUUAUUCAGAUCAAAAAAUAUGUCAGGGUUGCCCACAUAGGUAUUCCAAAGAAGAACCUUUUAGUGUUAUAAGUGUAGACAUUAGAAAUCACUCAAAUUUAACUGAUUCAUUAGAACAAUAUGUUAAAGGAGAACUUUUAGAAGGGGCUGAUGCUUAUCAUUGUGAUAAAUGUAAUAAAAAGGUUGUUACUGUUAAGAGGUUAUGCGUAAAGAAGUUACCCCCUAUUUUAGCAAUUCAACUUAAAAGAUUUGAAUAUGAUUUUGAAAGAGUGUGUGCCAUAAAAUUCAAUGAUUACUUUGAGUUCCCACGUCAUCUAGAUAUGGAGCCCUAUACUGUAUCUGGCUUAGCCAAAAUUGAAGGUGAAAUAAUUGACUGUGAUUAUAAUGAAUCAGAAAAUGAAAAUAAUACCAAAUAUCAGCUGACUGGUAUAGUAGUACAUAGUGGACAAGCCAGUGGAGGUCACUACUAUUCUUAUAUUCAGGAUCGAAAUUCAGAUGGUUCUUCUAAAUGGUACAAGUUUGAUGAUGGGGAUGUUACAGAAUGUAAAAUGGAUGAAGAUGAAGAAAUGAAAACUCAAUGUUUUGGUGGGGAUUACAUGGGAGAAGUAUUUGACCAUGCUUUAAAGAGAACUAGUUAUCGUAGACAAAAAAGAUGGUGGAAUGCAUACAUGUUAUUUUAUACUAAAGUUGAAAAUGGUUGUAAAGAUUUAGUUAAUGGUUUGCGUAAACUUAGUAUGGGCGAACGUCGUGCUAGUAAUAAUUUAAUUAAAAUGCCUAUUAAUAUAAAGCAAAGUGUACAACAACAAAACAUACGCUUUCUUCAUACACGUAGUCAAUACACUGAAGAAUACUUCAAAUUUAUGCGUAAUAUUGUUACAAUUAAUGCACCGUCUCUAGCUAUCAAUGAUUUAAAUCAAGUUCAAUCAGUUGAAAAUCAGGAAGAAUUAUCAUUGCUAUCUAUUCAACUAGUUGGUAAAUUUUUAUUUUAUAUUGGUUUACAUACUAAAAAAUCAUUAAGAGGGAAUGCCAUAGAAUGGUAUGAUUUAUUAGCUUCUCAUAUUCGAACUUAUGCAUCAGUGAGAGCCUGGUUUGCCCAAAACCUUUUAUUUAACCAUCCACAAAGAUUUGCUGAAUAUUUACUACACUGUAUGAGUUCUGAAGUGCGUUCAUUUUUUAUUAAACUUAUUGCAUAUCUAGCUCAUUAUUCUUUACAAGAUGAUGCUAUUUUAAUACCAGCAAUUACAUCAAAUUCUUUAUUGGAUACAACUGCUUCAUUGAGUGAUCAUUUAAUUAUUGGUGUAUUAAGUUUAUUACAAAAAGAAGUUGGUGAACAUACUAAUAGACAUUUACCACAUUAUUUUUCUUUCUUUUAUAUGUACUGUAAUUUGGGAAUGGUGGAGAAGCAACAACUAAUUAGACUUAAUGUACCAGCAAUAUUUAUCUUGGUAGCUAUUGAUGAAGGCCCUGGUGGCUCUAAUAUUAAAUAUCAAUUUAAUGAGCUUAAUAAACUACAUUCGGUAAUAUCAAUAUUGAUUAGAUGUUGUGAUUGUUCAGAAAAAUGUGUAUCUUCCACCUCUGUUACUCCUAUUUUACCUAAUCCAUAUGCUGAAUGUCAACCUUAUUUAAGAAAAGUUCCUCAACAAGUUAAAGAUUGUAUUUUUGGUCGAAUAUGUUACCUAAAAAAAUUAAUUGACAAUUCUCAAAUGAAUGAAGAAAGUAUGAAGUUACUUCAAUUUGUUUGUUGGGAAAAUCCACAAAGUAGUAGCAUGGUUUUAACAGAAAUUUUAUGGCACAUUAUGUACACAUAUUGUCAAGAACUCAAAUUUUAUUUAGAUUUAUUAUUUGUUAUUUUGAAUAUCGAAGAUUCAUGGCAAAUGUUACGAAUUCAAAAUGCUAUGACUGGGAAUGAAAGAGAAGGAGUAUUAGACACAAUAUUACGUCAUAAAAAUCAAUACCAAAGAAGAUCUUAUCAAUGUAUUAAAGCAUUAGUUGGGUUAUUCUUAAGAAUCCCUAUGGCUCAUAAAGUUGUUAUGCAACAUAUAGAAUUAAAGCGUAAAUGGAUGGAUGCUGUAGAUUGGUUACAAGAAGAGCUUCAUAGAAAAACACUAUCUGGAGGGCAAUAUAACACAUAUAAUAGCUGGACACCACAGUCUAAUGAAAAUACAAACAGUUUUUAUUUAGAAAGAUCUACAAGUGCUCGAAAAGUUUUACAAAAAGCUUACGACUUUUGUCCAACUGAUGAUUAUAUACCACCAACAAUGACCACACAUGAAAUAGAAGAUUCUUCAGAUGAAGGUGAUGAAAUAGAAAUGCCAAAUGUUAUGGAAGAUGCAUUAGCAAAUUUAGUCACAGAACCUAUGCAAGUAGUACCAGAUUUAGUACCGCAAAAUAAUGACGAUUAUGAUGCUUCUGUACCAAUGCAAUACAACACAAUCAAUUUUAACUCUGCAGAUUGUGAAGAUGCAGAAAAUAAUGUCGAAGUAUUUACUUCAACGGAAGCACAUUGAAUACAUUUGUUUAUUUUUUAAUAACAAAAGUAGCAUACAAUUGAAGUUUUUUGUUAUGUGAAUAAAAGCUAUUUUUUUAAAAUCUAUCUAACAAAAUUAUGCUAUAUUACAUUUUGUAAAUUAAACCCUUUAUAUAUUUAAUUAUGAUCUUUCUACUAAUCCAUCAGAAUGAUUCAUAAAUAUUAUUUUAUAUGCGACAAUUAGUCUAAAAUCAAAGUCCAUAUAUAUUUUAAGUUACUAACAUCUGCUGACACGAAGUAAUAAAUUAAAGUAUCAAAUAUUUUAUUAAUAAAAAGAAAUGAGUAAAUUAAAUAUAAUAACAAUAAAGUAGAGUUAUCUCUGACAGAUUAAAUUUUUUAUAUUUAAAGUCAUAUUAGAAAAAUGUUUAAUAUUAAAUUUUGUUUUAUGCUGUAAAAAUUGUUUUUGUACAGAUCUAAAACUUUGCACAUUAAGAGUUUUUAUGUAUACAUGUAUAAUAUCUACUUUUGCGUGAGCAACCCAUCCUACACUCUCAAUACUGUCUUUAUUAGAUUAUUAUCAAUAUUUAUUUUUUGUUUAAUGUACAUUUAUAUUAAUUUUUUUACAUUAUUAUUAUUUUAUUAUAUAUAUUUAAAGUUGUCUACAGUUUAUCUAGCUAUGAAGAUAUGUUAAUAUUAAUGAAAUUUAUGUGUCAUUGUUUUUAAACUAUCACAAACUCAGUGAUUAUGUUGGUAAUAUCAUGGCAAAUUAACGUAAUAUGUUAUUAUUUUUUUUUUUUACUAAUUUAUUUUUGCUAUAUAAAAAAAAUAGUAAUUCCUUCAUUGCAUUUAUUGCAAGAUCGGAAAAGUGAUAUAAUUUUUUUAAUCUUCAUUACAGAUAAGUUAAACAUAUUUUUAUGUGCUUAUUGAUAAAAAAUCUAAAUAAUGUUCUCUACUUCUGAUAAAUGAAAAAUGCAAUCUAAUCAAAUUAGCUAAAUAUUGCAUUUUUCAUAUUAUUUUGUGAUAAAUUUAAGAAACCAAUAUUACAGUAACGCUGUAAUUAUGUUUGUAUAUUGUUAAAUAAUGUUAUAAAAAUGUGU